Molecule: messenger RNA, 735 nt
Organism: Leptonychotes weddellii (Weddell seal)
Lineage: Eukaryota; Metazoa; Chordata; Mammalia; Carnivora; Phocidae
Source: RefSeq, a predicted model, not a curated record
AUGUAUAUUUUCCUGAGGACACAGGCUGUCCAUGGAACCAAAAAACCAAAAAAAAACAGAGUCUCAGAAUUCCUCCUUCUGGGACUCACAGAAAAGCCAGAGCUUCAUACUCUCCUCUUUGGGCUGUUCCUCUCUGUGUACCUGGUCACCAUCUUUGGGAACCUGCUCAUCGUCCUGGCCAUCAUCACAGACUCCCGCCUCCACACGCCCAUGUACUUCUUCCUCUCCAAACUGUCCCUCGUCGAUACCUUCUUCUCUUCCACCACCGUCCCCAAGAUGUUGGUGAACCUUUGGACCCAGAACCAGGUCAUCUCCUUUGUGGGCUGCCUUGCUCAGAUAUACACCUUCCACCUGUUAGGGACCAUGGACAGCUCCCUCCUAGCUGUGAUGGCCAUUGAUCGGUUUGUGGCCAUUGUCUACCCUCUAUGCUACUCAGUCAUCAUAAGCCCUUGUGUCUGUGGGUUGCUGGGGGGGGUGGGGGCAUGGCUGAUCAGCAAUCUCCGGUCACUCAUGCACACCUGCCUCAUGGCUCAACUGACCUUCUGUGCUGGCUCCGAAAUCCCCCACUUCUUCUGUGAUCUCAUGCCUCUGUUGAAGCUCUCCUGCUCUGACACGCACACCAGCGAACUGGUGAUUUUUGCUUUUGGCAUCAUCAUGGGCAUCAGCCCCCUCUCGUGCAUCCUCCUCUCUUACACUUCAGCAGCCACCAGCCUUGGUUUCACGGGGACCUUGUGA